AUGGGCACCUUUAAAGCACAUGAUGGUGAAUAUUUUUUAGAACCUCUGAUGAAAACAGAUGGAAGUGAACAUGAAGAUGAACAUAACAAACCACAUCUUAUAUACAGAAAUGAAGAAUUUAAAAAAGAUGUUUAUCAGAAAUUCCAUGAACCGUGUGAAGUUUCAGACAGACAGAUGGAGAAAAGCGCUUUACCAUUUCCAAACUACAGCAGUUUAAAUGAAGAUUUAAAUGUUUUACAAAAGUCUCCAGUUUUAGAAUACACCUUUAAAAACCUUUCUAUAGAGCAUGGUAGAAGCAAUCCACAUUCCCGGAAAAAGCGUUUUCUUUCCUAUCCAAGAUAUGUAGAAGUGAUGGUUACAGCUGAUACCAAAAUGGUUCGCCACCACGGACAGAACUUACAGCAUUAUAUAUUAACACUUAUGUCAAUUGUUGCAGCAAUCUAUAAGGACUCAAGUAUUGGCAACCUCAUAAAUAUAAUUAUUGUAAAGUUAAUUGUAAUUCACAAUGAACAGGAAGGGCCAGCUAUCAGUUUUAAUGCUGCUACCACUCUUCGCAACUUUUGUUUAUGGCAGCAAACGCAGAAUGUUCUGGAUGAUACUCACCCGUCUCAUCAUGAUACUGCUGUCCUUAUCACUAGGGAAGAUAUCUGCAGAGCUAGAGAGAAGUGUGAUACUCUAGGUUUAGCAGAACUAGGUACAAUGUGUGAUCCACUGCGCAGCUGUUCUAUAAGUGAAGAAAAUGGAUUGAGUGCUGCAUUUACUAUAGCACAUGAACUUGGACAUGUAUUUAAUGUGCCCCAUGAUGAUAGUUUUAAAUGUAAAGAAGCUGGAAUUAAACAUCAGUACCAUGUAAUGGCUCCAACAUUAAAUUACCACACAAGUCCAUGGACCUGGUCAAAAUGCAGUCAAAAAUAUAUCACCGAGUUUCUCGACACUGGUUAUGGAGAAUGCCUUCUUGACAAACCAAGUGGAAGAAUAUAUGAUCUUUCAUCUCAGCUGCCUGGGUCAAUGUAUGAUGUCAAUAAGCAGUGUGAAUUUAUGUUUGGUCCUGGGUCACAAGUAUGCCCCUAUCUGAAGCAAUGCAAACGCUUAUGGUGUACAAGUGUUGAAGGAGUUCAUAAGGGCUGUCGUACUCAGCAUAUGCCAUUGGCUGAUGGAACCAACUGUGGUCCUGGAAUGCACUGUCGCCAUGGGAUCUGUGUAAACAAAGAAAUGGAAAUACGUCCUGUAGAUGGAGAAUGGGGACCAUGGGGACCUUAUAGUUCAUGUUCAAGAACCUGUGGAGGUGGAAUCAAAAGCACAACUAGAUUGUGUAAUCAACCAGAGCCAAAAAAUGGAGGGAAAUAUUGUGUGGGGCGCAGGAUGAAAUUUCAAUCAUGUAAUACUGAUUCUUGUCCAAGAGGAAAAAAUGGUUUUCGAGAGCAGCAAUGUUCUGACUUUGAUGGAAAACAUUUCAACAUCAAUGGUCUUACAUCAGCUGUGCGCUGGCUUCCAAAGUACAGUGGCAUUUCUAUGAAAGAUCGCUGUAAACUCUAUUGCCGAGUUUCUGGAACGACUUCUUACUAUCAGCUGAAGGAUAGAGUUAUUGAUGGUACUCCCUGUGGGAUUGAAACCAAUGAUAUAUGUGUUCAAGGUUUAUGCAGGCAAGCUGGCUGUGAUCACGUUUUGAAUUCUAAGGCAGAGAGAGAUAAAUGUGGAAUUUGCGGUGGAGAUAACUCUUCAUGUAAGACUCUUGCAGGCACCUUCAACAGGGCUCAUUAUGGUUAUAAUGUGGUAGUAAAGAUUCCCAAGGGAGCAACGAACAUUGAUAUACAUCAGCACAGUUAUUCAGGAAAACCAGAAGAUGACAACUAUCUUGCAUUAUCUGAUAUUCAUGGGAAUUUUAUCCUAAAUGGAAAUUUUGUUGUAAGCCUGUCUAAAAAGGAAAUCAUUAUACAGGGAGCCAUAUUUGAUUACAGUGGUUCAAACAGUACUGUAGAACGAAUUAACAGCACUGACCGCCUAGAAGAAGAGUUAAUUUUACAGGUUUUAUGUGUAGGAAAUUUAUACAAUCCUGAUGUGCAUUAUUCAUUCAGUAUCCCUGUAGAAGAGAGAAGUGAUCUAUUUACAUGGGAUCCAUACGGCCCCUGGCAAGACUGCAGCAAAAUGUGCCAAGGACUUCGCAAGAGAAAAGUAAUAUGUAUACGUAAAAGUGAACGACUGGUAGUGUCUGACCAAAGAUGUGAACACAAACCUGCUCCACCACCAGUCACUGAACAGUGUAAUACAGAAUGUGAACUAAGGUGGCAUGAUAUUGGCAAGAGUGAUUGUACAUCACACUGUGGUCCAGGAUAUCGCACUUUAGAUGUCCACUGCAUGAAAUACUCUGUUUCUAAAGGUCUUAGUGUUCCUGUCGAUGAUAAAUAUUGUGCUGACCAGCAGAAACCACCAGUCAGAGAACCCUGUCAUGGUGACUGUCUGUUAACAAGUUGGCACUACACAGGAUGGUCUGAGUGUUCCAAGAGCUGUGAGAGAGGUGUCAGAACCAGAGAUGCUUUUUGUAUGAACAACUUUGGUCGUCAUCUUGCUGAUAGAGAAUGCCAUGAGCUUCCAAGAAUUGUAACACAGAGCUGCAAUGAGUUCUUAUGCCCAAAUUGGGCUACUAAUGACUGGAGUGAGUGUCCUGUAACAUGUGGGAAGGGAAUGAGGCAUCGGCAGGUGUGGUGCCAAAUAAAUGAUGAAAAACUACAGGACAGUUUCUGUAAUCCAAACUCUAGACCAGAAUCAGUUAGACCAUGUGAGCUCCCUGAAUGUGCAUCUUGGCAAGUGGGACCAUGGGGAUCAUGUGCUGUGACAUGUGGACAUGGAUACCAGAUGCGUGCAGUCAAGUGUGUUACUGGCAAUUACAGAGUUAUUUCAGAGGAUGAUAGGGAGUGCAGUGCUGCUACCCGUCCUAGAGAUAGUCAAGACUGUGAAAUGUCCCCUUGUCCAGAAACUGCAAAAUUAUGGACAACAUCACUUCCUGUCAUUCAAAUAGGCAAGGUGACUCAAUGGAGAUAUGGAUCAUGGACCCCAUGCUCUGCAUCAUGUGGAAAGGGUAGUCAGGCUCGCUAUGUAAGUUGUAGAGAUGCUCAUGGCGGAGUUGCUGAUGAAUCAUUUUGUGCACACUUACCGAGACCAGCUGAUAUUUCAAGCUGUUUUAGUCCAUGUGGAGACUGGCAAAUUGGAAAUUGGUCACCUUGUUCAGUUACGUGUGAUAGUGGAAUAGUAACAAGACAAGUUGUCUGCGUCCAUUACCAUCAACAAAUCAACGAGAAUUACUGUGAUCCUGAAGGCCGGCCUGCUCAUGAACAAGAGUGUAACAUGCCACCAUGCCUGCCAGUUUAUCGUCAGAUUCCUAAAACGAAUUACCAUCCAAGACAUUUUCCAGAACUUGAUUACCCUCCAAUCCACAAGGGCCAUCAUCCACAAAAGAAUAUAAAUCAAUGGAGUCAUCCUUCUGUCAGUGGAUACCAGUGGAGAACAGGUCCAUGGGGAGCAUGCUCUAGUACUUGUGCACGUGGAUUCCACCAUCGGGUUGUAGUAUGUCAAGAUGAGGACGGAAGAAGUGCUAGGUACUGUGAUGAGGCAACAAAACCACCAGAAUCGAGGCACUGUGAUUCUGGACCCUGCCCACUAUGGAACUAUGGGAACUGGGGAGAAUGUACUCAAACAUGUGGAGAUGGAAUAAAGACAAGACUAGUGAUUUGUCAACUUCCUAAUGGCCAAAUGUUGAGUGAUCAAAACUGUGAACUUCUAGACAAGCCACCACAUAUAGCACAAUGUAAUGUGCAUUCUUGUCCUGGUGAUGUUUCAUGGCAUCGGGGACCAUGGAAAUUGUGUUCUGUUUCCUGUGGAAAAGGUUUGAAGUACCGUGAUGUACAUUGUGUUAACAGCUUCCAAGUUAAAUUAGAGGAAGAAAACUGUAGACAUUUGAGGAAGCCACGAACCCACAAAGUUUGUAGAACUGGUAGAUGUCCUGCAUGGAAGGCCAACAGGUGGAUGGAGUGCUCUGUGACCUGCGGGGAGGGAAUUCAACAAAGGGAGGUCUACUGUAGGCUGAAGGGCAGGGGUCAAGUGAAUGAAGCAAUGUGUAGCCAGGAUACACAGCCUCAUAGCAAGAGACACUGUUGGCUGCCAUCCUGCAUGCAGUACCAAUGGCUGGCAGAUAAAUGGCAAGAUUGCUCAACAUCAUGUAGAAAAAAAGAAACACGUCGGAAGGUCAAGUGUGUGGAUGAAAACAAAAUUGAAGUGAAUGAAAGUUUCUGUGAUCCUAUCACAAAGCCUCCAUCAGCCAAGAAAUGUUUGCUUUCUCCCUGUAAUUAUAUUGUGAUUACCGGAGAGUUAUCACAGUGUUCGCCCAGCUGUGCACUUGAUUACCAGCAGAGGAUCACAUAUUGUGUUGGAAUCUAUGCUAUUCGGAAUAAUCGUGCCUUUGGUCUUCGACCUGUAGCAUAUCGAGAAUGCCCAGUAGUACCUUCCCAUCACAUUUAUAAAUGUGAUGUCAGAGGAUGUUCACACACAGCUACUUGGAAGGUGGGGAAAUGGAGCAAGUGCUCAGUGUUUUGUGGAGCGGGGAUAAAAGAAAGAAGAGUAGAAUGCAUGACUGAAAAUGGAUUAUCCAGUGACUUGUGUCUUUCACGUUUAAAACCAGCAUCCAGGAAGAUCUGUCAUGCAAAAGAAUGUGAGACUCUUGUCAGCUGCAAAGACGUCCAAAUUAAGAAAAGAAUUAAAAAAGACGGUGAAUGUUUACUUAACAUAAAAGGAAGAAUGAUAAAGAUAUAUUGUUGGGGCAUGCAGUCAGAGAAUCCCAAAGAAUAUGUAACACUGGUUAAAGGUGAAGCAGACAACUUUUCUGAAGUAUAUGCAUACAGGUUACAAAAUCCAUAUGAGUGCCCUUUCAAUGGCAGCAGAAGGCAGGAUUGUGAGUGCAGAAAUGACUACCUUGCAGCUGGCUACACUGUUUUUCGCAAAAUAAGAGUUGACAUAAUCUCUUUGCAAAUUAAAACUACAGACCUUCUCUUUGCUCAGACUAUAUAUGGAAGAGCUGUUCCUUUUGCGACAGGUGGAGAUUGCUAUAGUGCUGCCAGAUGCCCACAGAACCCCUUUGGGGUAGAAACAUCAUCUCUCUCCAUUUUCUCUAUCAUGAUUUAUGUGGCACAAAAUAUUCACUUACAUAAAGAGGGGCAGAGCUGAGAUGUAGAUGUCAACAUUAGCCAGCCGCUAACUGCUCAGCAAAAAAAAAAAAAAGCUUCCUAACAAGUAUUUGGGAUAGCUUUUAUAAACUGGGGAACUCAUGAAUGACACUGGAAAGCACCAUGAAGAAAGCGAACAGAAGUCCAGCAGUCUCAGGUGCAGAAGGGUGCCAAAUAUCAUCCGUUAGCCUCAGUAGCAUAAAGUGAGAUGAGCAAGUGAGAAAGUGUUCUGUGAGGGGGGCCACCUCACUCUCAUUACCUGCUUCAUGUGCACUUUCCAGCAAUGGAGACAUUGCAAUACCAUGGGCGGUGUGUGUCAUGGAGUACAAGCCACUCUGGGAAUUAUAGUCUUGUAGA
Messenger RNA from Alligator sinensis (Chinese alligator), 5570 nucleotides. It is a transcript of the gene ADAMTS20, whose product is annotated as ADAM metallopeptidase with thrombospondin type 1 motif 20. The transcript is spliced from 36 exons. Gene Ontology annotation, cellular component: extracellular matrix. Bases 1 to 5214 code for a protein of 1737 amino acids. Gene Ontology annotation, molecular function: metalloendopeptidase activity; zinc ion binding. The record is from RefSeq and is a predicted model, not a curated record. Gene Ontology annotation, biological process: extracellular matrix organization; proteolysis. Lineage: Eukaryota; Metazoa; Chordata; Crocodylia; Alligatoridae.